AUGACCAACUGUAAAGUAGCUGGAGUGUUGUGCCUCCUAGUCUUUUUGGCUAUCUAUUCUUGUUCGCGAAAUGCACAAGCAAUUCAUGGAGUAGAUCACUGCACCAUCGAUAAAAAUAACGUGAUCCAAGAUUGCUCGGGUUUCAUCGAAAAGAAUCUUGGUAACCAGGUUCCGCAACCGUGGACCCUAUGUUGUGUUACAAUGAGAGGUGUGACGGACAUCCAUUGUGUUUGUGAUCGGUUCACCGCUCACGAACUGACUAGGAUUAGUCUACCCAAGUUCGCCCGUAUGACACAUGUAUGCGGCAAAGGGUUGCACCCACACACUCAUUGUGCAGGUUACCUUGUUCCAGUCAUAAAGCUACGACCUCCACCCCCGGCAAGUACCUAG
Molecule: messenger RNA, 390 nt
Organism: Triticum turgidum subsp. durum (durum wheat)
Lineage: Eukaryota; Viridiplantae; Streptophyta; Magnoliopsida; Poales; Poaceae
Source: the annotation of a GenBank genome assembly